Messenger RNA from Boleophthalmus pectinirostris (great blue-spotted mudskipper), 1054 nucleotides. RefSeq names its product eukaryotic translation initiation factor 1A X-linked b (gene eif1axb). Bases 149 to 580 code for a protein of 143 amino acids. NCBI's taxonomy places the organism in Eukaryota, Metazoa, Chordata, Actinopteri, Gobiiformes, Gobiidae. The transcript is spliced from 7 exons. Gene Ontology annotation, biological process: translational initiation. Gene Ontology annotation, molecular function: RNA binding; translation initiation factor activity. The record is from RefSeq and is a predicted model, not a curated record. Gene Ontology annotation, cellular component: cytoplasm.
CAUGCGCAGACCGGUGGAUUUGUUAGCCUAGCCCAGCGCUAACCGCGUAGUGAAACAUCCCGUACUUUAUCCGUCUGUAAACACUAAACUGUUCACUGUUGGUCUGUUCUGUCGAGGGGAAUUUACAUCGACCAAGGCGUGAAAGAGAAUGCCCAAAAAUAAAGGUAAAGGAGGAAAGAAUCGGCGACGUGGAAAGAACGAGAAUGAGUCUGAGAAGAGAGAGCUCGUGUUCAAAGAGGACGGACAGGAGUACGCUCAGGUGAUUAAAAUGUUGGGGAACGGGCGUCUGGAGGCGAUGUGUUUCGACGGCACCAAACGACUCUGCCACAUCAGAGGAAAGCUCCGGAAAAAGGUCUGGAUCAACACGUCAGACAUUAUUCUGGUGGGCCUCAGAGAUUACCAGGACAACAAAGCUGACGUCAUCCUCAAAUACAACACGGACGAGUCUCGGAGUUUGAAAGCCUACGGGGAGCUGCCAGAGCACGCUAAAAUCAACGACAUAGACGGGACCGGACCCGAAGACGAUGAAAUCCAGUUUGAUGACAUGGGGGAUGACGUCGAUGAAGUCGAUGAUAUCUAAUCUUCUGCUCCUGCUGGAUACUCACAUUGACACUUCACGCCGAUGAUAAUAAAUAUUUUUACUAAGAUCAGCCUGAACAAGUUUAAAAGUUUAUUCAAAUAGAAAGUCAAUUACUGUCUUUGCAUUUCGCAUCAGGAGAAAAGAAAAUCGCCACUGACUCAAAUAAAUGUGGCGUCUAAGAAAUGUAACUGGUGUGAGUGAAGUUUAAAGUCCGCCCGGCGACUGGUGACGCCACCGGCGGCGGAUUGGACAGUUGAGGCUGAGCCCAGCAUUGUAACGAUCAAGAGCAUUGCUAGACAUUUUAGGUUUGUUGUUUUUUUUUUUUUUUCCCCCCCUCCUUCUUCUUUGUCCAAAUUUGCUCUCUUGCCACACGCACGUCUCAUCAUCAGUUCGAAACACCACUCUUUUUAAGAUGUAUUUAUAUUGAUUUCACUCUAUGUGGAAUAGUAAACAGCCAAUAAAUGAAUAAACCAU